GCAAAUUGCAAGCAAUUUGCAGGCAGAUAGAUGGGACUAGACGACUCAUCACUUUAAAGUUUAAAGCAGAGAGGAGUAAAGAACCAACAUUUAUGCUCAUCCACUCGUCCUUCUCUCUUUCUCUCUCUUUCUCUCAUUACUCACGCAUCAGUUUCUCUUUCUCCUCGAUCUCCGCGCUCCGCCUGCCUUCGUCCGUUUAUCUGUUUCAAUCUAAUUUGUGCCUUCACAAUUUGCCAGAUAAUUGUAGGAAAAAGCUGCAAUCUUUGUGUUUCUUGACGUUCCAGAUCUGUUCGUUAGUGUGUGGAAGGAUUAAUCUGAUCUGGGUGAAAUUCCCAAUUGUGCAAACCCUGAAGGAAAAGAACCCUAAAGCAAAUGACUUCUUGACCUUCUUUUGGUUAACAAGUUGUCCCACGACAGAUUCUCAAUGCAUUGAACAUGACUAUCUUGGGUACCCAAUAAGUCUUCUUGUUGGGGAAACAGAAUGGAUUGAAGUUCUAGUUUUCACUUUGUGA
Molecule: messenger RNA, 512 nt
Organism: Lactuca virosa
Lineage: Eukaryota; Viridiplantae; Streptophyta; Magnoliopsida; Asterales; Asteraceae
Source: the annotation of a GenBank genome assembly